Messenger RNA from Condylura cristata (star-nosed mole), 2245 nucleotides. RefSeq names its product mesenteric estrogen-dependent adipogenesis (gene MEDAG). The transcript is spliced from 5 exons. NCBI's taxonomy places the organism in Eukaryota, Metazoa, Chordata, Mammalia, Eulipotyphla, Talpidae. Gene Ontology annotation, cellular component: cytoplasm. The record is from RefSeq and is a predicted model, not a curated record. Bases 239 to 1150 code for a protein of 303 amino acids.
CCGGGCGGGGCGCGGCGGACGCACCGAAGGCGAAUAAAAGGGCCGCUCUGCGCGGGGGCCGCUUUUUCCGCGCCUGGCCUGCAGCGCUCCUCGCGAGUGGGCAGCCGGGCGGGGAGGCACCGAGCGGUCACCGCGCUGCGGAGCACCCGACACCCGGGGCGGAGGGCGGAUCGCUCUGGGCGCGCGGCGCCUUCCGGUGCCCAGCGGGGUCGGUGUCAAAAGGGCCGAGGACCGGGCCAUGGCGGGGGCGGAGUGUGUGCCCCCGGCCAGGCCGAGCCUGACCUCCAUCUCGUCGGGGGAGCUGCGCAGCCUGUGGACAUGUGACUGUGAGCUGGCCCUGCUGCCCCUGGCGCAGCUGCUACGCCUGCAGCCAGGAGCCUUCCAACUACGUGGGGACCAGCUCGUGGUGCCCGGCCCGGGCGAGCCGGGAGUGGCGCGCGGGGGCUUCAACGUCUUUGGCGAUGGCCUCGUGCGCCUGGACGGGCUGUCCUACCGCCUCAGCAGCUACAUCAAGAGAUAUGUGGAACUAACCAACUACUGCGAUUAUAAAGACUACAGAGAGACAAUAUUGAGCAAACCAAUGCUGUUCUUUAUUAAUGUACUGACCAAAACUGACACUUCAAAAGAAAGAACAUAUGCAUUUCUUGUGAACACAAGACACCCCAAGAUAAGAAGACAGAUAGAGCAGGGGAUGGACAUGGUCAUUUCCUCAGUGAUUGGAGAAAGCUACCGGCUCCAGUUUGAUUUUCAAGAUGUAGUCAAGGAUUUUUUCCCUCCAGGAAAUGAGGUGGUUAAUGGAGAAAAUUUGAGCUUUGCAUAUGAGUUCAAAGCUGAUGCAUUAUUUGAUUUCUUCUAUUGGUUUGGGCUCAGCAAUUCCACCGUUAAGGUGAAUGGGAAAGUUUUGAAUUUAUCGAGUACAAGACCAGAAAAGAAGGAAACAAUUAAAUUAUUUCUGGAAAAAAUGAGCGAACCUUUAAUCCGAAGGAGCAGUUUCUCUGACCGAAAAUUCAGUGUAACUUCCAGAGGUUCAAUAGAUGAAGUCUUUAACUGCAAUCUGUCACCCAGAUCUUCUCUGACGGAGCCCCUCUUGGCAGAAUUACCAUUUCCAAGUGUUCUGGAAUGUGAAGAGACGCCCAGCCAAUUGAUCUGAUUGGACUGAAUAUCUUGCAGUUACUCCUGUGCUCCAGACCCGCACUGGAGCUGGAGGUUGAGGGGAUGAGAAAGCAGGAGGUGAAGGUUGAGGGGACAGGUUGGUGGGAGGCUGGCACUUCCUCCAACUUGUCAACCCUCUGGUCCUCCUUGGCAUCUACAGAGGGCCCUUUUCAUCCAUUUGCCUGGGUGGCACACUGGCAGCUGACUUUAGGAUGCGAGGGUCUUGGCUCCUUGACUGGGGAGGUAUCCUCUCCUUUUAACCCUUCUCUAGAGGGAGCAGCAGGGGUCUGCUACCCUGACCACUUUGCUUAAUACUCCGGCAGCCUGGGACAUUUCCUACAUCAGUCUGUGGAACAAUCUGACCCAUGAGGCUUCAUAAACCGGGUUUGAUCCUCUGGUGGAACCUCUUUGUCUGAACCCAAACACAGUAAAUCUGGGGUCAGUGAUGCUGGUCUCUCACAAACCUGGCUGCACAAAAAUUAGGACAUCUUUCACUAGAAGGCAAGUAUGUUUUUCAUCCUGCUUACAAUCUAUCUGCCUUAGGAGGAACAUUCAUGAAAACGUUCAUUAGAGGCUUGGCGAGACUGAUAGGAUGGCAACUGCCUCCCGUUGCCGGAAAUUUAAACUACCUUGGCCUCCCUCACAACAAAGUGGUCUCUGUAGAACUUGGAUAGGUGGUGUGGUACCAAACAGUGGCAGGGGAAGGAUAAUGUAUACAGCAGUGUCCUCUUGAUGGAGAGCACAUUAUACCAGUUGGGUAUUUUAAAUAAGCAUUUAACAAUCCUAACACUAAAAGCAAGAUAGAAAAAAGUUGUAACAUUACCAUAACAUAUUGUUACAGCAAUACAUUUUCAUCUCAUAACCACAAUUCUGAAUUCUUAAGAAGAAAAAUAUCAUCCUAUCUACAUGUAGAAACUUGCAAGAAAUGAAAUACUACCUAUGCUUAUUAUGAAGUUUUAUGGGUCCCAAGUUUAAUUUUUCUAUUUUUUUUAAUAUUCCUGUAUUAUACCUUUUGAUAGCACUACUGGUUGUUCUUUCAUUUGUAUUUGAAAUGUUAUAUACUAUGUUUGUGCAAUUAAAACUUUUCUGAGCA